Messenger RNA from Rhizophagus irregularis DAOM 181602=DAOM 197198, 723 nucleotides. RefSeq lists its product as uncharacterized. The record is from RefSeq and is a predicted model, not a curated record. Lineage: Eukaryota; Fungi; Glomeromycota; Glomeromycetes; Glomerales; Glomeraceae.
AUGAUAACUGGAGUAAUAAUUUUAGGAAUAUUUCAAGUUAUCUACUUAAUAUUAUGUAUUAUAUUGUUCAAAAUUAAGUCUUGGAAAUGGAUUUCAGAUCCAAUAAAUCAAUUAGAUGAUAAAUUGAAAAAAGUACAUAAUAUUCAUCAGUUUGAAAAAGCAUUAUCUCUAAUGACAAUUUCAUUUCUUGGAAUAUGGAUAUUCCUAACGGAAGUAAUUGAUAGUCUUAGUAUUAAUUAUUAUUUUUAUAAAUUACUUCCUUUAAUAUAUUUUCCGACUACCAUUAUUUUAAUUAUUUCUACUUCUAUUGUUUUAGUAGCAAUAGAAAAAGAAUCAGUUUCGUUACUUAUUUUAUUUUACAUAGCAAGUUUUCUUGGAUUAGGAAUAAUUGCACUUAGAUUUAUCGAAAAUUUCCAUUUUCCUCUUUAUUAUGCAUUAACUAAAGAGAGAAUUAUUUUUGGUAUUCUUGCAGCAAUUUCUCUAAUAAUUUUUAAUAUUAAUACAAUCUUAUGUCAAAAAAAUUUCAACAAAAAAUUUUAUCUACUGAACUAUGAAAUAGAAAUGCCUAAAGAAUUUGAUUAUGAUUAUGAUCCAAAACAAGAUGAUGAAUCUGAAUCAUCAAAAUCUGAAUCAGAAGAAGAAAGCUUGAUCAUUAAGUGCAAAAAGUAUGUAAAGAAAAAAUAUCAUCAAUAUAAAAAUGAUAUUUCAAAUUUUUUGGAAUAA